CCUGGUGGAAAUUCCCCUGCUCAGAAGUCUGCCUUUUAUCUGAUUUCCAGGAUCAUAUAGAGGCUGGGCUGUGGAUGAGGAGCAGCCCUGCACCGAGAGCAACAGACUCUCCACUGUCCCAGAGCCUCCUCAUCUACUCUGCAGAUUUGCCUGUACCCUGAAGGGUCCAUCGGUCAUGCCAGACACACCAGUAGAGGACUCCCUUUUCCAAAUCAUACACUGCUUUCAUCACUAUGCUGCCCGGGAAGGGGACAAGGAGACCUUGUCCCUGGAGGAGCUGAAAGCCCUGCUCUUGGAUAGUGUGCCUCGCUUCAUGGACACCCUGGGCCGCAGGCAGCCAUACUACAUCACAGAGCUCUUCCGGGCGGCUGACAAAAACAAGGACAACCAGAUCUGCUUCGAUGAGUUCCUGUACAUCUUGGGCAAGCUGGUGAAGGACUAUCACCUUCAGUUUCACCGGCAGUUGUGCACAUACUACUGCACCCAGCACAACCUCUACUAGAGGGGGACAGGCAGUCUCUCACCACCAGAACUUGUUCCUGGAGACAUGGCCUGACUAAGAACAGCUUACAGAACUUAGCGAUGUAUUUCUUCUUAGGUGUGCACACACGCAUACAAACAAGAUCACAAAUACUUCUGGGAAGUACUCAGGUCAUGGUUCUGGGUAUCCCUUAAUGUUCAGUAAAAGAAGUUUAGUCUGUAUUAUCAGGAUCAUCGUUUAGGGCAGGAGACAUAGCUCCUGCCUUCAGUGAUAUCUUGCUUGAUGGGGGAAUAUUAGUUCUGAAUCCAAGGUGCCCUUAUCUGAUGCAAGAGACCCAGCCUUGCUGACAGAAAUCUUAUCUGAGGUGUGAGACGGCCUGCUGUCUGGUCUCAGUCUGCAAGGAAAGGGUGCUUCUCGGAGUCAGGGCACCCUCUGAGAAGGAAGUAAGACCUCCCAAUGAUGUUACUGACUGAUCAUUCACUGCACAUGCGGGAUGGGGGAGGGGAGCCACAUGGACAAUAGUGCCUAGAAGGAGCGCUUUUGAGAGUCUGCACACACAGGAGAUUGGGAAGACAGGAGAUGCCCAGGAUCAGGAAGGGGAGGAGGAGGUGUUUCAAGAAGAUGUAAUAGCAGCAGAAACCCAGAUGGUAUGUCUGGAAAGGCAGGACAUUCUGGAAAUAAAUGUCCAAGGGGAA
Messenger RNA from Rattus rattus (black rat), 1176 nucleotides. Its product is annotated as protein S100-A15A. The record is from RefSeq and is a predicted model, not a curated record. Bases 176 to 502 code for a protein of 108 amino acids. The transcript has 3 exons. Gene Ontology annotation, molecular function: calcium ion binding; transition metal ion binding. Lineage: Eukaryota; Metazoa; Chordata; Mammalia; Rodentia; Muridae. Gene Ontology annotation, cellular component: cytoplasm.